Ipomoea nil (Japanese morning glory) is the source of this 2926-nucleotide messenger RNA. Its product is annotated as cation/H(+) antiporter 18-like. NCBI's taxonomy places the organism in Eukaryota, Viridiplantae, Streptophyta, Magnoliopsida, Solanales, Convolvulaceae. Gene Ontology annotation, cellular component: endomembrane system; membrane. Gene Ontology annotation, molecular function: antiporter activity. Gene Ontology annotation, biological process: proton transmembrane transport; regulation of pH. The transcript has 4 exons. The record is from RefSeq and is a predicted model, not a curated record. Bases 344 to 2746 code for a protein of 800 amino acids.
AUGAGUCUUCGGUUCAUAUUUCUCUCUUACCAUCUCCAUAGCUCCACAAUCAUAUCUCUGAGCAUUUUCAGUACCUUUUUCUCUCUCUCUCUCUCGCUCUCAUCUUCAGCCCAUCCACUGCUUUAAAACCCAAGAAUUAUAUUUCAACUCCAAAAAAAAAAAUUAAAAAGAAAUAAAUUUGCUUUUCUUGAUCGUUAUAUAUUUUCUUCUGGGCAACUGAAGGGAGUAAGUGCUGCAGUGAGAUCAUUCAAUUCCCUCAUAGAUUUUCUCCAACUUCAAUUCUCAAGCAGUUAGAGGAGAGGAUCGAGAAAUAAGGAAUUGGAAUUUUGAGGUCAAAAUAAAAAUGGUUACGAAUGGCACAGUUAAAUGUAGCCCUAUGAAGGCAACCUCUAAUGGUUCAUUUCAAGGAGACAGUCCCUUAGACUAUGCCCUUCCUCUGCUAAUUCUGCAGAUAUGUCUGGUCGUUGUUCUCACCCGAGUGCUCGCCUAUAUUCUCCGACCACUCAGACAGCCUCGCGUCAUUGCUGAGAUUAUUGGAGGGGUUUUGCUUGGUCCAUCGGCGUUAGGGAGGAACAAAGACUAUCUGAAUACGGUGUUUCCUCCGAGGAGCCUGACGGUGUUAGAUACCUUGGCGAAUCUGGGUCUCCUGUUCUUUCUGUUUCUUGUGGGGCUUGAGCUUGAUCCCAAGUCGCUUCGUAGAACGGGGAAGCAGGCUUUAAGCAUCGCCCUAGCAGGGAUCAGCCUUCCAUUUGCGUUAGGAGUGGGGACGUCAUUUGUGCUCCGAGGAACAAUCGCGGAAGGAGUGAAGCAGGGCCCGUUUCUCGUCUUCAUGGGGGUGGCACUUUCCAUCACAGCAUUCCCAGUUUUAGCUCGUAUCCUCGCCGAGCUCAAGCUCUUAACCACCGACGUCGGGCGAAUGGCCAUGUCCGCCGCCGCGGUUAACGACGUGGCGGCGUGGAUUCUGCUGGCUCUCGCCAUCGCCCUCUCGGGGACAGGCCACUCCCCCCUGGUUUCACUCUGGGUGCUCCUUUGCGGGGCUGGGUUCGUGCUCCUUUGCAUACUCAUCGCCCCUCCGGCAUUCAACUGGAUGGCGCGGCGGUGCUCGGAAGGGGAGCCGGUGAAUGAGCUAUACGUGUGUGCGACACUGGCGGCGGUGUUGGCUGCCGGGUUUGUGACCGACACGAUUGGGAUUCAUGCGUUGUUUGGGGCUUUUGUGGUGGGUGUUCUUGUCCCCAAAGAAGGGCCGCUCGCCGGUGCUCUGGUUGAGAAAGUUGAGGACCUUGUUUCCGGGCUGUUCCUCCCUUUGUACUUCGUGUCCAGUGGGUUGAAGACCGACGUUGCCACCAUCCGAGGGGCGCAGUCUUGGGGGCUUCUGGUUUUAGUCAUCGUCACGGCGUGUUUCGGAAAGAUUGUUGGCACUAUUAUUGCCUCUGUCCUGUGCAAGAUGCCUUUAAAUGAGGCUCUAAGUCUCGGCUUCUUGAUGAACACCAAAGGUUUAGUGGAGCUCAUUGUCCUCAACAUUGGAAAAGAUAGAGGGGUGCUGAAUGAUCAAACGUUUGCUAUAAUGGUGUUAAUGGCUCUGUUCACCACCUUCAUCACGACACCAUUAGUGAUUGCAGUAUACAAACCGGCGAAAAUGGCGGUGACGGAAUACAAGCGGAGAUCGGUACAAACCAAGAAGGAUUCGAGCGGACAACUCCGAAUCUUGGCAUGUUUCCACAGCACUCGGAAUAUCCCUUCGCUCAUAAAUCUCAUCGAGGCUUCUCGGGGCACGGAGAAGAGGGAGCUCAGGGUCUACGCCAUGCACCUCAUGGAGCUCUCCGAGCGGCCCUCCGCCAUUCUGAUGUGCCACAAGGCCAGGAAGAACGGGCUGCCGUUCUGGAACAAGGGCGCCAUUACCGAUUCCAACCAGAUCGUCGUCGCUUUCGAGACGUUCGAGCAGCUCAGCAAGGUGUCUAUCCGCCCCACCACCGCCAUCUCCGCCCUGUCCAGCAUGCACGAAGACGUCGCCCAGUGCGCCACGCAGAAGAGGGUGGCCAUGGUCAUCCUCCCCUUCCAUAAGCACCAGAAGCUCGACGGGCAUUUCGAGACGACCCGGAACGAAUUCCGGCAUGUCAACCGGCGCGUGCUCGAGUACGCGCCGUGCUCGGUCGGUAUCCUGGUGGACCGAGGGCUGGGCGGAACGUCGCAUGUCUCCGCUAGCAACGUUGAUUACUCCAUCACCGUCUUAUACUUCGGCGGCCACGACGACCGUGAAGCGCUCGCCUACGGCGAGCGCAUGGCGGAGCAUCCCGGUAUCAGUUUACAGGUGGCCCGCUUCAUAUUAGACCCGGAGAUCGCCGCGCAAAGCGUCACACUAGACGUGAACCAAGAAACAAGAUCCUCGGAGGACGAUGAAGGCUUCCUGGCGGACUUCAAGCAGAGAACGAUGAAGAACAAAUCGGUGAAGUACGUGGAGACGACAGUGAAAAACGGCGCAGAGGCGAUCGAAGCGAUUAAGGGGUUCAGUCGUUGCAAUUUGUUGGUGGUGGGAAGAGUGGCGGAAGGGGAGAUAGUGGCGGCGUUGGGGAAGAAGGGUGAGUGCCCGGAAUUGGGACCGGUGGGGAGCUUGUUAACUUACCCAGACUUCCCAACAACGGCUUCGGUUCUUGUGGUUCAGCAGUACCGCCCGGAGCUGUCGCUAAACCAUUUGAAUUCGCUCAAAGAUGGAGACUCGACAGAAGGGGAUAACUAUGAUUCAGCUUGAAUUGACUUCACUCCCUACACACUACUGUGCUACUGCUCAUCUUUCACUAACAAAUAAGAUGGAGAUAUAUCUGGAUGGGCUUUUAAUUAACAUACACAAUAUGUAUACUUUUAAUUGAAAACCAACUAAAGUAUCUCAAAUCUUUACUUGUUUUUAUAUGGAAAAUGAUAUUUGUACUCU